Molecule: messenger RNA, 2229 nt
Organism: Lineus longissimus
Lineage: Eukaryota; Metazoa; Nemertea; Pilidiophora; Heteronemertea; Lineidae
Product: tubulin epsilon and delta complex protein 1-like
Exons: 8
Coding region: 64-1497 (477 amino acids)
Source: RefSeq, a predicted model, not a curated record
GAGAAUUUUGACAGGAUGAUCACUAUUUUCCCCAUCUAAAUUACACUUUUCUCUUAUACCAGAAUGGCGCAAAUACGCCAGACAAUAGAGCUGCUGUGCAAAGUGUUGUCUGAUAGUGGAACAUCACUCUUAAAGGCUGAAACAUUUCGAUUAGCAAAGUUUAGCCACGAUGAUGCUGUUGUACCUUUCUGGAGUGUUCUCUUUGAGGUGCUCUAUUUUUGCAAGUAUGGAGCCCUGGAUGAUGUCCCCAGAAAAGCUCUCGCGGAACUCUCAAAGACUGAGAUUGUGGUUUAUGUAAAACGAGAAAUGCAACGAUAUGGAUUUGUUUCCAAGGAUUUUGCGACACUACAGAAUGACAUGAGUAGUGGAAGCCGGGAGCUGUUACUGGCGCUAGGGUGGCUCAUGUGCAAGGAGAACGUCAUUGACAAAUUCAUGAAGAACCGUGGUCUUGAGAUUGGUGAAGAUACGUUUCUUUUGCACCAGUCUGAGUUUGUGCAAGGACAAGGGGAUGGAGACAAACCCUCAAACACGAUGCAGCCCCCUAAAGGCUGUGACCCUCCAGGGAAGAUCAAGUAUCUCCUGUGGCUGAAUGGCAAACUCAGGAUGAAGAUGAGGGAGCUGCUGGCACUGCAAGUUGAAAAGAACAAACUCUUCCAUAAGGUGCAUGAGGCUACUGAAGGAAUCUCAUCAACACCGGACAGGGACCAUCUCUCCAUGCUUGAAGUGUACCUGCUGCGCCAUCCAGAAGCUCUCAAGAAGAUGAUGGGACUGCUGGAAGACGAUAAUGAUCGGUUGAGCAGGCUGCUGCAAUGGAAGGAGCAAGAAGAUGUCUUUUGGCAGUGGAUGGAAAGUGUGCUUGACUCCAAGCUGAAUGACCACGCCCUUCCACAGGAUGAAGAAGUAAGCUCAGGCAUCGAGAGUGAUGGUGACCUGCCACCUUACAGUAUCCCCAUUGAAAGUGUUCAUUCAUUAGCAACAGAGCAUAACAGGCUGCAGGGUGUCAUACUCAAGUAUGAAGGAAUCGUUGAAAAUCUGGAGACGCUUGUUGAAUUGAAGAGCUCUGAAAUCACACCACAGGAGCUGGAUAGCCUCAUCGAAUCGAUUGACCUUGAGAUCUCGAUUCAGAAGUCGAACAUCUCCAAAAUGAAUCUCAAUCAUCAUAUGCAACAAAACCAAGCACCCGUUAUGUCGUACGUGAAAAAAUCUCAGAACAAACCCACCGCCAAUUUAGGGUAUGCUUCCCAGUCAUUUCAGAACAAUAACACCCAAGGAAAUCGCUUGUCACAACCCUCAAAAGCAUUGUCACCAGGCCGGCCCAAUUUGGCUGAAAAUUUGCGUGAUAUUGGAGAAGAGGUGUAUGGAUUACAGGAAAUGAUAGACAAACUGCAAUUCGAAAUCGACAAUAAGCAGACCGAGUUCCGAUCUGAUAUGCAGCACAUCAGCGAGAGGUUUAACGAUGUCAUAUGCAUUCCACCAAUGGGAAAGAAAAACAUUUAGACAUGUGUGAUCUGAGAUUAGAAACAAGCUGCCAUUUGUUAUGAAGUGAACGUUUGAUAAGGGAUUUUAAGCAUCUGAUGUGUUCAGUUAAGGCUUUUAGGUUAGGUCAGCAAAUGAUCUUUCUUGGGAGUUAUUGGUUAAUGAAUGGAUAUCUGACCCACAAGCCACACUUUACCAUGGUUUGGAUACAGUGAUAGCGUUAGAGCAUAGGAACAAAGGAGUUGGCACUUGUUUGAGUUGUGUACUUUGCCCUUGAGUCACUGGUCAAGGUUAUUAUUGAAAUCAUUUCUUUGGGAACUUUAUUUAGUAUUGAGUCAUAAACUGUAAAUACAAGUUUGCUUGCAUUGGCCUAAUGAAGCAGUGUGUCACAGUUAUUUGUACAUGUACAUUGUAUAUCUCCUUGUGUUGACCAUUUUGUAAUGGUAACGUUAUAAUCAUUACUGUAUUGAGCCUGCAUACCAAAAUCGUGGGAAACAUCAUUAAUGUUCAUUACUAAAUUGUAGCAAUUAUGCACAAUGAGUCACCUGCAAAUGCUUGUAAUGGUAUCUGUUAGUCGAAUACUCCUGACAGGCUAUGUGUUCUUGACAAGUUUGUAUCCAAGAACUACCAGUUUGGCUUUAUGUCAACCAUGUAGGUAGAAGUUAAACAAAUGCAACAAGCUCCUAUUUCCUGCUUUUUGAUUUGUUCGUUGAUGUGAAUAGAGUUGUUCUUUAUUAAAUAUCUCAUAUUUCC